AUGCAUUCGACGGUGGUCCGACUGCAAAAUGUUUUCAGCUUCUUCACGACGGUAGCCUUCUGCGUGGCGGCCGUGAUUGCGCUGUCGUCGUUCAUCAAUCCGCAGGUUCCGACGGCGAGCAUACGGUUGAGAGAUGUGCAGGUGUAUGUGCGGAAGGGCAGGCCCUUCUACUACAGCCAGAAGAAGGAGGAGUAUGCGUACAUGAGCUUCGAUCUCGACGCGGAUCUCUCUACCCUUUUCAACUGGAACACAAAGCAAGUCUUCGUGUACGUCAAAGCCGUCUAUCCCUCGCACAAACCGGGUCUCCCAGACUCGGAAGCCAUCAUCUGGGACGCCAUCCUGCCCUCGGCGUCGGCGCCCUGGCACCAGAACCACUACAUCCACCCCUCGCCCAAGGGCAGCCAGAAGAAGCCGAAGAAGAACAGCAAGGACAACAAGGGUAAAUCGCAAGCGGAGGCGUGGCCGCACGGCCAGGGAAUCCUGCACCUCACGAACCAGCGGCCCAAGUACCAGAUCACCGACUUCUCGGGGAAGCUGGCGAACCGCACCUCUGUGCGCCUGGAGCUGGGGUGGAACGUGCAGCCGUGGGUAGGAGCGCUGGUGUGGGAGAAUAAACGGGACUUUGGGAUGUGGAAGGCGCUGGAGGGGGGCGUAAGCGAGCGAUUCAACUUGCCGGCUAUCGGGAAGAAGGUGGAUGGGAGGAAGUUGGAGAUGGAGAAGGGCAAGGAGGGUCAUAGGCUGGAGGUUGGCGGCGAGUAUCCGAUUGCGGGGAAGGGGAAGAGGGUGUGA
Messenger RNA from Westerdykella ornata, 789 nucleotides. Its product is annotated as signal peptidase 22 kDa subunit. The coding region runs from base 1 to 789 and encodes 262 amino acids. Gene Ontology annotation, biological process: protein targeting to ER. Gene Ontology annotation, cellular component: signal peptidase complex; membrane. The transcript is spliced from 3 exons. The record is from RefSeq and is a predicted model, not a curated record. Lineage: Eukaryota; Fungi; Ascomycota; Dothideomycetes; Pleosporales; Sporormiaceae.